This is a messenger RNA of Lolium rigidum, 460 nucleotides long. RefSeq lists its product as uncharacterized. The coding region runs from base 80 to 460 and encodes 126 amino acids. The record is from RefSeq and is a predicted model, not a curated record. The transcript has a single exon. NCBI's taxonomy places the organism in Eukaryota, Viridiplantae, Streptophyta, Magnoliopsida, Poales, Poaceae.
GUGUUUAUCUCCCCACCUCGCAAGCUCCUCCCACAGUUUCAUUCUCCUCCUUCCUCUUCGUGCUCCCUGCUCCAGGACAAUGGUGAGGCUCGGGCCACUGGACGCCACGGCGGUCGACGACCUGGUGGGGAGCCCCGCCUUGCUGCUGGCCUUGGCGGUCGUGGCCACGGUGGCGGUGGCCACAGUGGCCGCCUUCGGCUGCGCCGACGGGAUGAAGAAGCAGUGCAGGCAACAGAACAACGGCGUCUACUACUACGGCCAGGGCCAGCCGCCGCCGCCUCCCGCCGGCGCGUACGGCUACCCGGCGCAGCAGCCGCCCCAGGGCUACGGCUACCCGCCGCCCCCGGGCUACGCGUACCCUCCGCAGCAGCAGCAGAAGCAGAGGCGCGGCGGCGAGUGCGGCGGCGAGUGCGGCGGCGGGUGCAGCGGUGGCUGCGGCAGUGCAUGUACAAUGGUUUAG